AUUAAUGUUAAUGAUCCUGACUUAUUUGGUGAAAAUCUAAAUUUUAUCAAUAUCAUGGCCAAGUUAAUGCUUAAUCUUGUUAACAAAGAUAAGAUUCACAAUUAUAAUUUUAUUACUAUCUUUGAUAAAUAUUUAAAUGACUGCCAAGAGGUAUCAUCUGAUAAUGAUAUAGACUUAGGUAGUAAAGAUAAAGUUGAAAUUGAUAAUGGGAGGUUAGAUCCAAGUGAGUUAAUGAAUCCUCAUAAACGUAAAGAAAAAG
Molecule: messenger RNA, 259 nt
Organism: Racocetra fulgida
Lineage: Eukaryota; Fungi; Glomeromycota; Glomeromycetes; Diversisporales; Gigasporaceae
Source: the annotation of a GenBank genome assembly